Messenger RNA from Nicotiana attenuata, 952 nucleotides. RefSeq lists its product as uncharacterized. The transcript is spliced from 2 exons. Lineage: Eukaryota; Viridiplantae; Streptophyta; Magnoliopsida; Solanales; Solanaceae. Bases 130 to 756 code for a protein of 208 amino acids. The record is from RefSeq and is a predicted model, not a curated record. Gene Ontology annotation, molecular function: acylphosphatase activity.
CUCCAGUUAAGCGGACUGGAAUACCUCAAAUGCAAAUCCACAUCACUCAGAAUCCAAGCUCAGCUUUUCCCACCAUAUCUACACGAAAAAUCCAGAACCAAAAAAAUGGUCAAUUGAAAAACGAUUCAAAUGGCAUUGUUGUCCCCCUCCACAUCAUCUUUUGCCACAGAAAAAGUCACUUCUUGUUUCACAAACUCACUCUUCAAAUCCCACUUUACUAAGCCAUGGCAAUGUCAAAAAAGAAGCUUGUUUAUUCUUACCCAAAAUGUUACUAAUAUACAUAGACCAACACGAGUCUCCUUUCAGCUUCCUCUUUUACUAUCUCUUCGUCUUGGUCCUCGUUUUUCUUCUCUUCCGUUUAAUUCUCCUUUUCUUGCUCCUUGUACUUCUCUUCCUCUUCUGCACGGAUUUCCUUCACCUCAUUUUUCAUCUCCUAUGUCCUCCUUAACCUCUGAUCAUAAUUCCAAUGCUACCCCUGAUAUUAAAACUGUUAGAGCUGUGAUUAAGGGGAGAGUGCAAGGGGUGUUUUACAGGGACUGGACUGUGGAGAAUGCUAAGGAGUUGGGAUUGAAGGGUUGGGUUCGAAAUCGGAGAGACGGAUCUGUGGAGGCUUUGUUUUCUGGAAGCCCGGAAAAGGUUCAGGAAAUGGAGCAAAGAUGCCGGAGAGGUCCACCAGCCGCUAUUGUCACUGGACUAGAUGUCUUCCCCUGUGAUGAUGAUCCUGGAACUGGGUUCGAGCGCAGACAAACUGGUUGAUCAUAUUGUCUAGGCUAGCCUGUUGGUAAUGCCAAAACUGAAUAAUAUUCUUUGCUUUUUCUAACUUGCUUGCUUCAUGUUGAAAUAAAUGGUAAUAAGCACACCAUUUUUGUACAUACAGGUUCUUUGAAAUGUUUUGGGUUUUAUAAUUAAACGUUCUUAUUUAUGUUAUGCUUUCAUGCGUUGAUUCAUUACA